This is a messenger RNA of Schizosaccharomyces japonicus yFS275, 1655 nucleotides long. RefSeq names its product Spo4-Spo6 kinase complex regulatory subunit Spo6. The record is from RefSeq and is a predicted model, not a curated record. Gene Ontology annotation, cellular component: nucleus; Dbf4-dependent protein kinase complex. Gene Ontology annotation, biological process: signal transduction; meiosis II. The transcript has 4 exons. Gene Ontology annotation, molecular function: nucleic acid binding; protein serine/threonine kinase activator activity; zinc ion binding. The coding region runs from base 211 to 1572 and encodes 453 amino acids. Lineage: Eukaryota; Fungi; Ascomycota; Schizosaccharomycetes; Schizosaccharomycetales; Schizosaccharomycetaceae.
UUGGGACAUGGUCUGGGUAUAAAAGGGUAAGCCAUUCCUGCCAUUGGUAACAUAAAAUCAAUUGUGAGUAAUCGCGCAGUAGCCAGGAAUCCGAUUUGCAUUCGUUCCUCACGAAUUCCAUCAGUCUCACGUUAUUUCACUAAUUGAUUUUACAGUCGUAAUCAUCGAAGAACAAGAGGCUUUUAAAAACAUCUUUAGAGUUAAAACAUCAUGGAACCCAAUCGUCUGCCUCUUCGUGUGCAAACAAACUCCAACAGCAUUGCUGGAGAUGCAGGAAUAGUCGGUCAGCGAAAAACUUCUGUUACCAAUUUCGAACGGAUUGUCGAACAAAACCAAGUCGAGUCAGUAAGCUCCAAAAGCAGCGAAAAGGAGAUCAAACAGGAGAAAGAAACAUAUGCAGCAGCGGCAGCAGCAGCUGCCGCCGCUGCCGCUGCAACAUAUAAAAACCAAGAUACCGCCGAAGACUUCUCAAAAAAAAGGGAGCCCGAAACAAGAGCCAGUAUCAAGAUCUCCAAGCUUCAUCUUUGGCAACAAGAUUACUGGAUGGCUUUUCCCUCCUUCGUGUUCUUCUUCGACAACAUCGAAGAAGAAAUUAAAAUGAAGCUGAGUGCCAAGAUUCAGGAAAUGGGGGCGACCGUCGAAACGAAGUUUGGUUCCAACAUAUCUCACUUCAUUACGGCACGCAGGACCAACUCGUUAAAAUGCUCGAAAAACGAUAUCCUUGCCAAGGCUCGUGCAAUGGGAACGAAGAUUUGGUCACUCGACAAAUUGUUGAACCGGCUCAUUUUUACACGUCUGAACCCAAACAAACUGACACAAACACCAGCCGUCGCAUUGCAGGCACUGCUUGAUGGCGAAAAAGUGUAUUUGAUGCCGGAAGACGAGUUGUACAUUCCCUCUCGAAACAUUUCGUAUUUUGAGGAUUACUUCUUGUGCAUUCGGGAUCUUGUUCAGCAUUACAAGCCAGUGGCACUCAGAGAAUGGCCGAAGGGCAGUCCCAUGACGGGCCCAAGUUGGCCUACACUUAAUGCAAGCAGCCAAGGCCGCUGUCCAUUCAUGUCCGGACGGAAAAAGGAGUUGCAUGUUGGUACUUGCUUCCAUCGAGCUCGUGACAUUCGUCAACGCAUAUUCCUGCGUAAGAAUAACGAGUUCAACAGGCUUAUAGCCAAUCGUGCUGCUUGCCAGGAAGUAGUAAACAGCAUUAUGGGCGACUGCAUCAUAUCGCCUGUGAGCCCAAACCAAGCCAGUCUGGCAGUUCCAAGCGGUACCUCUGGCCCAUCAAGCAGCGUGUCACCUUUGGACAAAGAAUUCCGUCUCGAACAGGCCAUGUUUGCACGCAACAAUCAGCGUAAGCCUGCACCAACCUAUUCAGCAGAUCCGCUUGCCAACAAAAAGGUCAAAAUUGAGAACAAGUCUGGUUACUGCGAGAACUGUUGUGAGCGUUUUAAAGACUUUGAAAUGCAUUCAAUGGGUCGCCGGCAUAAACUUUUUGCUGAGACGAACAGCAACUUUAAAAAUGUCGAUGAGCUUCUUGUCAAGCUUCAACGACCAAAGAAAAUCGCCGCUGCAUGAAAAUGAAGCUCUCCUUGUUAAACAUGAAUACUGCAUACCCUCUUGGAUAACAUUAUUACCGAUAGCAUACAUAGAGCCUGGUU